Molecule: messenger RNA, 1358 nt
Organism: Tachyglossus aculeatus (Australian echidna)
Lineage: Eukaryota; Metazoa; Chordata; Mammalia; Monotremata; Tachyglossidae
Gene: CXCR6
Product: C-X-C motif chemokine receptor 6
Exons: 1
Coding region: 1-1038 (345 amino acids)
Biological process (GO): G protein-coupled receptor signaling pathway; inflammatory response; immune response
Cellular component (GO): membrane
Molecular function (GO): C-X-C chemokine receptor activity; coreceptor activity
Source: RefSeq, a predicted model, not a curated record
AUGGGUGACUAUGACGACAGCAUUUUUGACAGUGAGGACAACAGCAGCAGCGCCAAUGACCAUGGUGACUUCAUGAAGUUUAACAAGACCUUUGUGCCCUGUAUGUACUCACUGGUGUUUAUCUUGGGGCUGGUGGGGAAUUCUUUGGUACUGGCCGUCUACAUUUUCUACGGGAAGCUGAAGACCCUGACCGAUGUGUUUCUGGUGAACCUGCCAAUGGCUGACUUGCUGUUUCUCUGCACUCUGCCAUUCUGGGCGUACACCACGGUCCACGAGUGGAUCUUUGGCGAGUUCAUGUGCAAAGUUGUGAAGGGCCUGUACACCUUAAACCUCUACACCUCCAUGCUGCUCCUCACCUGCAUCACCAUUGAUCGGUUCAUCUCAGUAGCCCAGGCUACCAAGGCACAUGCCUACCAGUCCAAGAGAUUGACUUGGGGCAAGGCCACCUGCAUUUUCAUGUGGCUGAUCUCUCUGGCGGUUACCGCCCCUCAGUUCAUUUACAGCACCGUCUCCAAUCAAGAUAAGAAGGUGUGUCAAGAAUUCGAUAGCUCAGACUCCAGGCAUGUUUUUCUGGUGGCUCUUGCCACCCAAAUGACAAUCGGCUUUUUCCUGCCUCUGCUAGCCAUGAUCGUCUGUUACUCGGUCAUCAUUAAGACACUGAUUCAUGCCAAAGGAUUCCAGAAGCACAAGUCCCUGAAGAUUAUUUUCCUGGUGGUGGCUGUGUUCGUUAUGACCCAGCUGCCCUACAAUCUUGUGAAACUCAUUGCCAGAACUCACUGGGAGUAUUAUACUUAUCCCAGCUUCCAAUAUGCCCUGGUGGUGACAGAGGCCAUAGCCUACCUGCGUGCCUGCCUCAAUCCUGUGUUAUACGCCUUUGUUGGGCUGAAGUUCAGAAACAACUUCUGGAAACUGCUGAGGGAUCUCAGGUGCCCCCGCCAACUACAGAUCAUGAGCAGCUGGAAGACGACUGACGAGGACGCCUCUAAAACAUUUACCGCUUCCAAUUUAGCUGAGGUCACCACCACAUACCAGCUAUAAGACCUGCCUGCUUGCCUGCUGGGUUUUUGACUCAUGCUCAGAGCAGCCCUUCGAAAUUUACGGGAGGCUGCUGUUCAUGGUAACUAGAGGUUUUUUCUAAAUCGGAACCUAUUGCUUAGCCCUAAGCUUAUGGCAGGUUUAUAACCAGAGAACAUUUUCUCCCAAAUGAGAUUGGAUGUCUGGAAAAAGUGAAAGUACGAGCCAAGGGGACACAGUAAAUUUCAGGGCUGAGAGAGAUGUAGAAAAGACCAAAUGAUGAAAGAGUAAUAAUAAUAAUUAUAAUAAUGGCAUUUGGUAAGCGCUUACUAUGUGCCGAGCAC